GUUUCCGCCUCUACUCGAUUGCUUUCGGCUGUUCCUCCUUAAGCAUCGACGAUGGCCAGGCUCAAUUGGCCGCCCUGGGCUGCCAUUUUAUGGGAAGAAACAACAGUGCAAAGAACAGGGAGAAUCUUUAAAGAAAGAGACACAUGGAAAUGGCCAGUGUCCUUUGUAACAGAUCUAGACUGGUGUCGUACCUGCCAGGAUUUUAUUCUUUGGUUAGAAGGGUUGUAACUCCCAAGGCAUUUUCCACAGCAGGAUCCUCUGGCUCAGAUGAGCCUUCUGUUGCUGCUACACCUCCUGACAUAUGUCCAAGAACAGUAUGGCCAGAUGAAGUAAUGGGACCAUUUGGUCCCCAGGACCAGAGAUUUCAACUACCGGGUAACAUUGGCUUUGAUUGCCACCUAAACGGUACAACGUUUCCGAAGACAAGACAAGUUCAUAAAAAAUUGCCUGACGUCUUAGUGGAGCCCUUGGCAAGUGAGAGGCAUGAAUUUGUGAUGGCUCAGUACAUCAAUGAGUUCCAGGGUAGCAGUGCUUCUUGUAAGCAGGAGGUUAAUAACGCAAAGACCUACUUUGAAACUGCAAAGGUGGAAUGUGCAAUACAAGCAUGCCCAGAACUGUUACGUAGAGAUUUUGAGUCACUGUUUCCAGAUGUAGCUUCCAAUAAUCUAACAGUAUUAACCGUUACCCAGAAAACCAUAAAUGAUAUGACUGCAUGGAAUGAAGAGGUAGAAAGCGAACGAGAAGUUCUGAUAGAAAAUUUCAUCAAUGGUGCCAAGGAAAUUUGCUAUGCUUUGUGUGCUGAAGGCUAUUGGGCAGAUUUCAUUGACCCAACUUCAGGGUUGGCUUUCUUUGGCCCUUACACAAACAACACCCUUUUUGAAACAGAUGAACGCUAUCGCUGUCUCGGGUUCUCUGUGGAGGACCUUGGCUGCUGUAAAGUUAUUCGUCAUAUUCUCUGGGGAACUCACGUGGUGGUGGGGAGCAUUUUCACCAAUGCGACGCCUGACAGCCCCAUCAUGAAGAAACUGCGUGGCAAUUGACGACUGUCGUCUUACUUGAAUCAGUCAAUAAACACUGUUGGGACAACCAAAUUUUAAGUUACAUUGAUUUUUAGAUAAUAAACAGUCUAUUAUUUAUUUUAGUCUUCAUGGAGCAUGUAGUCUCUGUACAUGAUUCAAAAGGUAGUAAUACCACAAUUUAUUUGUGUUGUAUGUAUAUAUAGCAUAGGAUAUUUUGAACUAAGUAUUACUUUCCCAUGUAUGAAAUGAAACACACAGUAAUCCUGUUGGAGCCAAGCACCAACACGUUAGCAGCAUUUCUGUCUGUGCCUUCCAGACCAAACAAUAGUUUCAGUUGCAAAAAAAAAAAAUGGUAUAGGUCAUAAACUCAUUGCAAUUUCAGCAACAUUUCUUUUGCAUCUCCCAUUUUUUUAAUUUUGAUAAAGGUUCAGAGGUUUGGGGAUUUGGUGGUCGAUGUAGUUGUACAGAUGGAUAUAAUUAAAGGAAAACAAUCUUCAGUCAUUCCUCUGUAUCAGAAACAGUCUCAUCUCAUCAUGUUUUAUUUGGAAUGUAUUUUAAACAAGAGGCUUUGGCCAAGCAGAAAACCCAGCAUCAUAUUUAAAGUGAAUGUGGAUGAUUACCUGACCAUGAAGAGGAGGAAAAAGGAGCCAAACCAUGGAUAAGGUGGUUUCUGGGACAGCAAACCAGGCCAGAGUCUAUGUAUGUGUAGUAGAUCCUGAUCUAAUCUUCACUGCAGAAAUAAUACAGUUUGACAUUGCUUUAACUACCAUGGCUCCAUCCUCAGGAAUCCUGGGAUUUGUAGUUUGUUGUGGCACCAGGGCCUGUGGGAGUAGACUGAUGAAAUCAGUUGCUGAAUGGUAAGACAACACUUAUGUAAAUCUCAUCCAUACAUGAUAUUCAACCUGUAAUAGAAUCUACUCUGAGCAUCACUAGCAUCAUGUUUCCCAAGUUAAUGCCUACUGUUUUGCCAAAGCUUUCAAAUAGAAAAUUUUCAGUAGUUACUAGGAAAAUCCAUCGUUACAGUGUGUGGCAUGUAGUUUUUUCUAAAGAAGGGUUAUAUACAUGGACAUGUUUGUACUUGCAUGUGUGUACACGUGUAUACACACAUACUGUAAUAAUUUUUCCAUAACUUUUUAUUGUGGUGGUUAAAGGUGUACACAUUAGCUUGCACUCUGUGUCUCAGUCCUGGUUUACAUAUGCAGAAGGGAAUGUGGUUUGAAUUAUUUCCAUGGACUUUUUAAACUAAAAGAUGCCAUUAAAAUAGUAUUUUAAAAGCUGGUAUUAAAGUAAUUUUUACUUAA
Molecule: messenger RNA, 2320 nt
Organism: Sceloporus undulatus (fence lizard)
Lineage: Eukaryota; Metazoa; Chordata; Lepidosauria; Squamata; Phrynosomatidae
Gene: MMADHC
Product: metabolism of cobalamin associated D
Exons: 8
Coding region: 144-1040 (298 amino acids)
Biological process (GO): cobalamin metabolic process
Cellular component (GO): mitochondrion
Source: RefSeq, a predicted model, not a curated record